UGACCUUUUAAACAACGAAAGACAAACUGGGGAUUCGAAAUUGUUUGCUGAUAUACUUAGGGUGGAUCUCUGGAUGCCAAUAACUUUAUUUGAUAAUUAUUUGAUUAAUUCAUCAAUAUAGCAAUGGCGUACCCCGGAGAUGAUCUGCCCGAGGAGGAGCAUCAACUAUCGUCUAGUCCUGAAGCUACGAUACGAAAUCGCCUACCCACACUCUUCGAGGUUCUCUGCCGUCGUACGCAUCCUCCGGUUGACUUGUUCUCGUUUUAUAUUUAUAUGCGAGAUCAGCAGCGUUCUGUUGACUAUCUUGACUUCUGGCUUGAUGUUGCUCAGCACAUGUCCCUUUGCCGUCAUUAUGUCCGAGAACUGCGAAGAUCUGUCCUUGUAGGAACACCCGACCUGGAGGUAGAAGAGUCUAAGAGAUCUUCUCGAGCCUUAGAUGCGAUUGGUGACCUGGGCUAUUCCCAUUCUGGCCCCUCGAGAUUUGGAAACGAGAAGGAGAAAGAACGCGAUGCACAGAUCUCAACUUACCUUCGGGAUCAACCGGCCCCGAGCACCUUUCACGAUUCUCCGGCUAGUAGCCAAGAACGAAGAGCUCGAGCUAGCACCCAGCUUAGUUCUGGCACGCCACAUCAUGUCACUGACUCGACCUCGCCAGAACACGCCGUAGCCCGAGAGGAUAUCCGGGCGUCUGCUGAGAAGAUUCUCUAUACCUUCUUGCUCCCUGGAGCCGAACGUGAGAUUACUCUGGAUGGUGAUAUCGCCGCGACAAUCACCAGAGAAAUUGAGGAGGGCAACCGUGAUGACCCGGAGCUAUUCGAUGUUGCUAAGGACUACGUAUUUCAGGCUAUGGAGCGAGAUGCGUUUCCUGGAUUCUUGAGAGCUCGUGCAUUCGGAAACCUUAUCCCCCCUACCCUCAUUGCGCGACUGAUUAUUGGUCUUGUCGCUUUGUUCGGUGGGUUCUGGACUGGAUUUAACUUGAUAUUCCUCGACCGUUCCCGCCUGGAACGAUGCUGGGAGAUUCUACCAUUCACCAUUGGUGUCUACUUUCUAGCUUCCUACCAAUAUUCACUGGACCCUAUAAUGGCUCUAGUCGGUUACAGUGAACUGACGCCAUUUGAAUUCACUCGUAUUCGAGAACCGUAUGUGCGCAAGCUGCUGAUUCGACGUUCUAUCAUGGUAUUAGCUGUGACUCUUCUCGUUGAUGCAGCACUCUGUGUGUUGUUCAUCCUCGUGCCUGGACACAGGCUUUAAUAAGCAUGUUUACAUCAUAAUCGAAUUUUCGCCAUGGUCUUGAUUGAUUUUUAUUAAUCUAAGACCAUCCAUUGCAUCAUUGCUGUUUUCAAUCUAUACGACGUCAUGACCAUUUUUCUUUCGAGGAGUUUCAAAAUACACAGAGUUUCAAAAAGAUUGACUUAUUUAUUCAAAAUAAAUAAGUCUUGAAUAAUAAAACUCUGUUCCGGUGUGUGAGGGGCGGGGAGGAUAAUGUGAUACCAUCAAGCACGAGCAAGCCGAUUUUCAUUUUCCAACUUUUUUUUACUUCGUUUCUUCUUUUCGCCCUGCAGUGAAAGGGGGUGCUC
Hypoxylon fragiforme is the source of this 1577-nucleotide messenger RNA. RefSeq names its product regulator of G protein signaling superfamily. Lineage: Eukaryota; Fungi; Ascomycota; Sordariomycetes; Xylariales; Hypoxylaceae. Bases 124 to 1251 code for a protein of 375 amino acids. Gene Ontology annotation, cellular component: plasma membrane. The record is from RefSeq and is a predicted model, not a curated record. Gene Ontology annotation, biological process: intracellular protein localization. The transcript is spliced from 3 exons.